This is a messenger RNA of Apis mellifera (honey bee), 2295 nucleotides long. RefSeq names its product segmentation protein even-skipped (gene eve). Gene Ontology annotation, molecular function: DNA-binding transcription factor activity, RNA polymerase II-specific; RNA polymerase II cis-regulatory region sequence-specific DNA binding. NCBI's taxonomy places the organism in Eukaryota, Metazoa, Arthropoda, Insecta, Hymenoptera, Apidae. Gene Ontology annotation, cellular component: nucleus. The transcript is spliced from 3 exons. Bases 75 to 1049 code for a protein of 324 amino acids. Gene Ontology annotation, biological process: regulation of transcription by RNA polymerase II. The record is from RefSeq and is a predicted model, not a curated record.
GAAAGAGAAAACGAGUAGAUGCAUCGGCAAACCGAGGAAAAUUGCGAUAAAAGAGAUUUGUGGGACUGCCGAAAAUGAGUUCAGAUUCACCAUCGCAGACCCAAUCGUUGUCCUCAAUGGACCCGAAUAUCAGAAGAUACAGGACAGCUUUCACUAGGGAACAGUUGUCGAGAUUAGAGAAAGAGUUUCACAGAGAGAAUUACGUGAGCAGGCCAAGGAGGUGUGAAUUGGCCGCACAAUUACACCUGCCGGAAUCCACAAUCAAGGUUUGGUUUCAAAAUCGUCGAAUGAAAGAUAAGCGUCAAAGGAUGGCCAUGGCCUGGCCUUACGCAAUGUACACUGAUCCAGCGCUCGCGGCUACCCUCCUCGCGGCGGCGACGGCCACCUUGCCACCGCCCCCUUACCACGGGCCACCGGGCAUACCAGCGGCCCACCUGGCCCCGAGUUACCCCGCGGCCGCGGCCGCGGCCUACUACGCGGCUAGGUACACGCCGUACCCGUCCCCCGUCACGGGCACUGGCUCAUCUGCGCUGCACAGGCCCCAUCCGCGCACGGCGGCCGCUUACCCGGCGCACCCCCACAUCCUUCAACCUCACCCCUCGCUCCAACCCCUGCAUUUGUCCGGGCUGGGCGUUCCCACGGUCGGCAACACCGCCUUCCAGAUGAACAGCCCACCCUCGAACGCAUCCACCACCAACACCACGUACAGGCCGAGCUUGCACUCGGAGAUGAGCCCCGUCCAUUCGGACGCGUCGAGCGACUGCGACUGCGUCGGCUCGCAACCGCACCACCACAACGGGCAACAGCACAUGGAGCACGGGAAGAGUGCUCCCCCAUCCCCCUCCAUGGCCCACGUCGUCGUCAACCAACAAGUACCAUCCAAAGUACAGCCGACCGGGAUCGGUGUUAACGGUUUGCCGGGCAGCAUUCAAACGAUCGGUGUGUUCGAGGGGAAGAAUACGUACAGUGCUAUAAUGGCGUCCCCAACGAAGAUGGAACCACCAAAGUUAUUCCAGCCAUACAAGAACGAUAUAUCCGAGAGGGCGUAAGAACGAUUGGACGGAAGACGUGCUUCUUUUUUUUUUUUUUUCCAUAUUUUUUUUUUUUUUUUUUUUUUUUCUUCUUCCUUCUUUUCUUUUCUUUUCUUUCCUUUCCUUCUCUUCUCUCCUUUUCCCCUCUCCGGUUCGAAUAAUAACCGCAAGAGUAGGAGAAAACGACGGGGAACCGUUCCCCGUUGAAUUUUUCAAAAUAUCAAGCAAAAAAUCAAGUUCUUCAAAGCUGGUUGUGUUAAUGUGUAUAUAUAUAUAUAUAUAUGUAUAUGUACACAUAACUGUAUUGUACAUAGUCGGUGUUUAUUUAAUACAUGUCGUAUAAAAAAAAAGAAAAAUUGAUAUUGGAGUACCAAGAUAUUCGAUUUUUAAUCUGGUCGCACCGAAGGAAUUUCUUUUAUUAGAGAAAAAUAGGAAAUUAAUAAUAAAAAAAACUCGAAAAGACUGUUAACGAAGCGUUGACGAACGUUUAAUUUAAUACCGUUAAUCUGACGUAUUCAGAUUAUUUUAUAUUUUUUUAUCAUCGAUUAUUCAUAUUGAAAUUUUUUUAGGCAAAGAUACACAGAUUUAGAAUAAUUUAAUCUUUUUUAUUCUUCUUAAUCUGAUUAUAUUGAAAUUUACAUUAUUAUUAUACAUAUUAGGAACAUACUGUUGCGAACAACGUGAGAAUGUGUUUUGAAAGAAAGAACCUUUGUUGAAGAAGCCGAGAACCUUUUUUUAUUUAUAAUUCGAAUCGAAAUUGUAGUAAAUUUUGUGUGAAAGAUAAAUGGGAAUGAAUGUUGAACUGCCAAUAGGAUCGAGACUGAAUGCGAAUGUAAAUAAUAAUUAAUCGUAAAAUGAAAAUUGUACCUGUUAAUAAUUUAAUACGGUAAUACGAAAUCGGCGUCCGAAUUUUAUAUAAUUCGAAUCUGUAAUAUAUAUAUAUAUAUACAAAAGUAAGUAGUUAAAUGUUUCAAUAUAAUUAGAUGCUUAACGUUUUUUUUUUACCUCCGAUUAUUUAUACAUAAGAACGUAAGAAUUUUAAUUAAUUUAUAAUCGAUUUAUCUAUCUGAUAAACUUUUGUAGAAAGUAUUUGCGAUUAGAAGAAUACGUUGUAUCGUUAUUGUACGUAAUCCAUUCGUUAUUUAGAGCAAUAUAUAUAUAUAUGUAUAUUCAUCGCGAUCAAUCGUCUAUACACCAAAGUAUUUAUAUUCACGAUAUUGUUAAUAUUUAUAAUUAAGUAUCCGUGUUCGUUCGAAAAAUAGGC